AUGGCAUCAGAGGUAGUACCCUUCAAGAAGCUUCCUCAGGAGCUCCGAAACGAGGUGUGGACCUGUGCCAUGAUCAGCAAGCAUGGCGUCCAUUUCCUCAAGUUGGACAAUGAUUACAAUGGCACUUACCUCUUCCCUGCUGCAGAGAUCUCCCAGCCUGUCCAGGGACCGGGCAUCUCAGAGGUAUCCUCCAUGUCAGCAGCUUGCGACACUGCUAGGCUGUCCAUAGCUGGUGGAUCUAAUGCAGACGGUUCAUUGGUCGCCCGGUUUGGAUUGAGUCGCAUCAUUCUGAACUUCAGAGUCGCACUUGGCGCUCUGAUUCCAGCUUCCAUGCCCAGCAUUCAAAGCUACAUCAAUCCCCUCAAGAGGCCCCACAUCAAAGUGGACAAAGACAACGAUCUCUUCUGUUUCUCGACGUUCAGAAGCCCCUGGUUUCCCAAUUAUCACUUUUCGGGUGGCACUUCCUGCUCACACCCAGAUUUUCGCGACACCAAACUCGUGGCCAUCAGCAUGCCAGGACAGAACAGGGCGACGGAUGACUUCAUCUGCAAGGACUGCUUCAAAGACUACACCCAAGACCCGGGCCAGUUCUGGGGCCAGCUCGAGGUCUGCAUCGCCUGCAUGGCAUCCUGGACUGCCCAGCUCAGGGAUGUUGAGCGUGUGUACCUGAUCGUUCCGGGCUUGCCCCAGGCUCAGGCCGACGAUGAGCAGAUCGUGUACCGCUGGGGAGCGCCUGCGGCAAUGCAAGCUGCCAUCGCAGCGUUGCCCAGGCCGCCUUCCUCGUAUGACCGGCGGACGCCCAUGCACAUGCCAGCUUGGGGUACAAGGCCCGCCUUGAGACUCCUCAGCAGCGAGACCGUAGAGGCAUUUGGCCCCGAUGGCCCGCAGUCCUUCCAUGGCUGCGGAAUCACUCUCUUCGAGGUGCCUGCAUCUGCGGUUCCAGACGAGACCCAGGAGAUUCUGGACGUGAUGUUCGAGGAGACCUGCAACGCCCGCUGCUUGUUCACCGUGGAUGCCGACGACUUCUCGCCCUUCCCGAGCAACCCCGUUCACUGUGGAGGUGUUGUGGAAUUCAAGUUCCUGUCUUACUAG
Molecule: messenger RNA, 1092 nt
Organism: Diaporthe amygdali
Lineage: Eukaryota; Fungi; Ascomycota; Sordariomycetes; Diaporthales; Diaporthaceae
Exons: 4
Coding region: 1-1092 (363 amino acids)
Source: RefSeq, a predicted model, not a curated record